Messenger RNA from Sebastes umbrosus (honeycomb rockfish), 981 nucleotides. Its product is annotated as C-type mannose receptor 2-like. The transcript is spliced from 2 exons. The record is from RefSeq and is a predicted model, not a curated record. NCBI's taxonomy places the organism in Eukaryota, Metazoa, Chordata, Actinopteri, Perciformes, Sebastidae. The coding region runs from base 1 to 699 and encodes 232 amino acids.
AUGGCAGAUAACGUGAUCCUGAUCAAAGAGAGCAAGACCUGGGAGGAGGCCUUAUAUUACUGCCAAGAUCACUACCAUGACCUGGUCUCCAUCACCAACCUUGACGAGCAGAGAUGGGUCCAAGAGAGAGCCAAGAUGGCCAACACACCCCACGUCUGGCUGGGACUGCGCUACACCUGCACUCUGGGUUUCUGGUUCUGGAUCAGUGACGAGGCAGUCGAAUACAAGAACUGGGACUCACCCGGACAGACGGAUGAAUGCGACAUGUCUGGAGCCAUGGACCGCGGAGGGCAACAUAAGUGGUUCAAAAAGAUUGACCACGGGGAGUUUAAUUUCAUCUGCUCUAUGGAGUAUAACGUGAUCCUGAUCAAAGAGAGCAAGACCUGGGAGGAGGCCUUAUAUUACUGCCAAGAUCACUACCAUGACCUGGUCUCCAUCACCAACCUUGACGAGCAGAGAUGGGUCCAAGAGAGAGCCAAGAUGGCCAACACACCCCACGUCUGGCUGGGACUGCGCUACACCUGCACUCUGGGUUUCUGGUUCUGGAUCAGUGACGAGGCAGUCGAAUACAAGAACUGGGACUCACCCGGACAGACGGAUGAAUGCGACAUGUCUGGAGCCAUGGACCGCGGAGGGCAACAUAAGUGGUUCAAAAAGAUUGACCACGGGGAGUUUAAUUUCAUCUGCUCUACGGAGUAAAACCCAUCUACUCAUUGGUAGCAGGCGUUUUAUUCAUUUACUCACUUUGUUUGCAGUGGUGUGACACUUAUAUAUGUUCUCUGAAUGGCAUUCUGGGAAAUGCAGGCAUCACAACCUAAGGGGGGAGGGAGAGUGGCUACACUUAAGUCAAUAACGAAGUAUCACAAGAUAACUGAUGAUGUGACCCUGUAAACAGGUUUUUCUCUCUCCUUAUUCUGAUUCAGGAACAUGUUAUUUUCUGAAGUUGACGUUCCAUUGUCUUUCUCUUGAAGUGUGUAUCUU